ACUGCUCCUUCCUUCAGGUGACCCUCUCCAGGACCGGCCACCAAGCAUCCCCCUGCCCAGCCCCCACAUCACCUUCCACCUGUGGACCGAUAAGGAGCAGCUCUGGAAGGAACUGGUGCUCUUCCUUCGCCCUCAAUCCUACCUCCGCCUCAGCGCUGACCUGGAGGCCUUGGAUCUGCAGGGCCUCCCGCCAGACCACGAGUUGGCCCGGGUGUCCAUGCUGUCCACUGACAGUGGCAUCGAGCGGGACCUUCCUUUGGGGGCUGACGAGCCACCUGCACCCAGCAGCCCUGAGAUGGAGCGAGCCGGGCUGCAGCGCAAAGGAGGCAUUAAGAAGCGGGCGUGGCUCCCAGACCUCUUGCUGCCUGACAGCUGGCAUGGACCCCCAGGGCUGCACCGGAGGACGGGCGGGCUCAGUGGGGACGGGGAGCUGCUGCCUGGGGUCUCCCGGGUGCACACAGCCCGGGUGCUGGUGCUGGGGGAUGACAGGAUGCUGGGGCGCCUGGCCCAGGCGUACCACACCCUCAGGAAACGAGAGACCCAGACGUUCUACCUCACUCCCAGACUCAGCCUGCAGUUCUACUACAUCCCCAUCCUGGCCCCUGAGGUGACUGGACGGGAGCCCACAGCAUCCAGGCAGCCAGAGCUCGGAGAACUGGCUACAUUCCUGGGCCGCGUGGACAGGUGGUACCAGAACACCGUCAACACUCUGUGCCCGGCCAUCCACAAGCUGGCUGAGAUGCCUCCCUCCUUGGAUACAUCCCGGACUGUGGACCCUUUCAUCCUAGAUGUCAUUACCUACUAUGUUCGCAUGGGCACCCAACCCAUCUAUUUCCAGAUCUUCACAGUCAAGAUCUUCUUCAGCGAGCUGAGCCAGGACCCUGCCGAGGACGUUUUCCUCACCGAGCUCAAGGUGAAGAUCCAAGACUCCAAAUUCCCCAAAGAUGGUUUUUCACCCAAGAAGAGAGGCGUGGCUGAGGGCCAAGGGGCUGAGCUCUUCAUUUGCUACGAAAAGGCCCUGCUCAGCCACCGGGCACGAGAGGUCACUGCUUCCCUGCGGGCCACUGGGCUGGUCCUGAAGGCCAUUCCAGCCAAUGACACUGAAGGGCCCACCUACUUCCCGCAUGCUGCUGCUCCUGCUACAGACCACACGUGCCUGAAUGUCAGUGUGACAGAGGUUGUCAAAUCCUCCAACUUAGCAGGAAGGUCCUUCUCGACAGUGACAAACACCUUCCGGACGGCCAAUAUCCAGAUCCAGAGCCAAGACCAAAGGCUGCUGACACUGUCGCUGGACAAGGACAAUCAGCGCACCUUUAAGGAUGUGGUCAGAUUCGAGGUUGCUCCCUGCCCAGAGCCGUGUUCCAGGGUGCAGAAGUCCAAGGCGCCGUGGCUCAGUUUAUACCAGCAGAAGGAGAUGGAAAUGACCAAAGCCAAGCCCAAGCCCCUCCUGAUGCCCAUCAACACGUUCUCUGGCAUCGUCCAGUGAGCCACAGGGGCAGGGAUGGAUUACCCAAUAAGCAAGGUAUGCACGGGCUUAAGCACAAGUAGGCCCCUGCAUACUUUGCUUACUGGUUAAUCUGCCCCUGCACAGGGGCAGUGGAGGAGCAGAGGCUGAGAGCAGAGAGCCCAAGAGGAAGGACACACUACCCACUCACCAACAGCCAGGACGAGGUCCAGCUCCCCUGGGCAGCUGCUGCCCUGACCAGGAGAGCCUGGAGCACAGGGACCUGGCCAUGGGGUCUGACUAGGAGAGCCUGGAGCACAGGGACCUGGCCACGGGGUCUGACUAGGAGAGCCUGGGGCACAGGGACCUGGCCAUGGGGUCUGACCAGGAAAGCCUGACGCACAGGGACCUGGCCACGGGGUCUGACUAGGAGAGCCUGGAGCACAGGGACCUGGCCACGGGGUCUGACUAGAAGAGCCUGGAGCACAGGGGCCCGGCCGUGGGAUCUGACCAGGAGAGCCUGGAGGACAGGAGCCUGGCCACAGGGUCUGUGGUGGGAAAGGCCCAUACAGGCCCGAGGCGAAGCUGCAGCUGCAUGAGUGAACCCACACAAAGCCCAACUUCUAGCACAAAUGUCCACGCCUUCAUUUAUUUUAAAAUCCCCCUUCUCCCACUCACACUCCCCACCCAUCCCUUAAACCAAGGUUAGAGCUGCUGUUUGGUCAUGGCUCUGUGACCCAGGAGAAAAUGGGAAGUAGGUAAAGGCCACUGCACCCUCCCCCUCCCAAGUCUGUUCCCUUCUCUCUCCUGGGUCACUGCCCACCCCACUCACUCCCAGUUGUGAGGGAAAUGUCAGAUUCAAUAAAUGCACACUAAAGUGUUACUGUUUCAUCUAAUACCCAGCAAUAUUGGUAUCUGAAUAGAAACCAUGGGAGUGGGUCUUAAUAUAACUUAAUGAACCCACUUAGGACAGUUAAGAGAGUUUUGUGAAUUAUUAACUAGUGUGUUCUGUCUGCCUGCUCCCUCUUCUCCUCAGUCAUGUCAACCCAGGGACUAGCUCUCCUGACCAAAAUCGGCCCAAAGUGGAGGUAGGGAUGCGGGAUGGUUUCAGAGGAGUCAGAGAUUAAAGAUAUCAAAAUGUUUGGCUUUUGAUUAAAAAUUUUCUAUUAAGGUGUAAAGUAAGAAAAAGAAAUGACAAAGAACCAGUGGCCCUACCCCCAAGACUUGGUAAGGGGUCAAGGAAAAAGUCACAUAGAAACUAUAUAAAGGCUUGGACUUAAUUAAGUCCAUCCCUAUUCCUGGUGGCAUCCCAGAGGACAGUGGGGUGGUGGUGGAAAAAUCCCUUUUAAGUUCGACAAUCCAAGAGUAGAGGGGUGGGCACUCUUGGCCUUUUUGGGCCAGAUGUGGACACAAGCCCCAGAGUACAUUCUCCAUGGCUGGGAGAACAGUGAAGGGGGGCUGCCAGGGCUGCCUCGGCAGGUGGGCCCUCGGGCAGCCUUAGAGAAGCUCCCUGUGCCUCAUGGAGCAUGGGAAGCAGAUAAGGGGGUUCUCAGGUAGCUGAAAGCAGACAAGUCCAAGGGGUCUCGCAGUUAUGACAAAGCGGUGCAGCUGGGGACCAUGUGGGCAGCAGUGUGGACCAUGGAACCGAAGGCCAGAUGGGGAACGUGAGCACCCAAUGGAUACCAGCCUGAAGAAGUGCCUGCCCCUCAGUGGACACCAGCCCAGGACAGAGCAAGACCUAACAAUGGAUGGAUGUGAUGUCUUCCCCUGUAGCUGCCCCACUGCAGAACCCAGGGAGGAAAGGGGGUCAGUCCUCUAUGUGACUGAGUGGGCUUUAAACCUGAAUUGACUAAGAAAUUGCUGAAUCUGAGUGAACUUACCUGGAGGUGGCUAGCCUUCUUUGUUUUCUGCCAUUGGGGAUGAUGUGAACUGACUCAUAUCAAUUUGGGCAUUUAUUAGGUUCUUUAGGUAAAGAACAGAGUUUAACAAUUGUUAGAGGUUAGGUGAGGUCUGGGUGAUGCAAAUGGUUUAUGCUCAGUUACUAACCUAAAGGCUGGCAGUUCAAACCUGUCUUAGUUAUCUAGUGCUGCUAUAACAGAAAUA
This is a messenger RNA of Trichechus manatus latirostris (Florida manatee), 3547 nucleotides long. RefSeq names its product phosphoinositide 3-kinase regulatory subunit 6. The record is from RefSeq and is a predicted model, not a curated record. Gene Ontology annotation, molecular function: 1-phosphatidylinositol-3-kinase regulator activity. The transcript is spliced from 11 exons. Gene Ontology annotation, cellular component: phosphatidylinositol 3-kinase complex, class IB. Lineage: Eukaryota; Metazoa; Chordata; Mammalia; Sirenia; Trichechidae. Gene Ontology annotation, biological process: G protein-coupled receptor signaling pathway; positive regulation of MAP kinase activity. Bases 218 to 1486 code for a protein of 422 amino acids.